ACUAGGAUCAACAUAACACCGUCAUUUCUCAUCGAAUGUAACCUCGAAAGAUUAAAAGAACGUUGUAGAAUUCUUAACCAGCUGUUGCAGAGUAAUAACUUGUUAAAUUAUCUAAUAAUACAAGGCGAAUUUCGUGUAAGAUUGACACAUCAAAUACAUAUUUUGCGUGAGGGAUUAUUCGUUCGAACGCGUUGUGAAAUUGUAGCUGUUAGUUGUCUACCACGAUAACUUUUAAUCUGGCUUAUAGAUCGUGGAUUGUACACCUAAAUAAGGAAACCAUAUUGGCAAAAUUAUGGAUGAAAAUGGACGUUUAACAAGUCAGGAAUUGUUUAAAGUUAAAUUAUCGCUUUCUUGUCUUUCGAAUCGUGUCACUGUUUGCCCUGUACAAGCUAAACUGUAUUUGUUGAAAGGUGAAACAUGGAACCAUUUUAAAACCGGAGUUGCUGCUGUUAUUUUUAAUACUGGGGAAAGUGGGGACAGAAAUCCAAAAGGGGUCAAGCUUUGUUUAGUCGAGCUAGAAAGUGGCUUCGCAUCGUGGAAUGAAGAUUUGUCUGAUAAUUCGCAGUACAAAGCACAGGACACGAAGUUUCAUACGUUGAUGCUACAAAAUAAUAAUGGUGCUAAUAUGGCCGGCUUACAAUUUGAGGACGAAGGAGCUGCUUCGUUGUUUCUUAAAGAAAUUAUCGACUCUAUUGAGGAGCUAAAGUCUUCAAAUAAUACGCUAGAAUUGAGCAAACUUGAAAUAAGCUCUCGGAAGGAGAAGGCUAAAAAAUUUCGCAAGCUAAAGAAAAGUGAAAUUUCAACUCCAUGUCUUUUCACACAUGUAACGAACAUCAGUUCGACACAGGCCGACAGUUUAGACGAACCCGAAAGCCCCGAUUCGUUUGAAAGUAGAAGUGGAUCUACCUCCGCCAGAAGCAGCGAUAAAAUGAAGCGUUCUUUUAGUUUAUCGAAAAGAAGAUAGAUCUGAAAGAUUCUCUGUCAAAUGACAACGUGUCCAGUAAACCAAUUGUAGCAAAUUAGUCUGGGCGAAUUUCGGUUAUUUGAACACCAGCACUAGCAUCACAAAAUCAGAUACUGCCCCAAGACUAUUUCUCAAUAAUAAGUCAUGUUCACAGUCUAGUUUAUUACACAAAUCACCAAUUGCUAGUGAAAAUCGAGCCCAGAAUACACGAAGUGACCCUUAUUAUUCUUCGACAUUAGGAAGUAAUUAGUUGCAAUUGCGUAUUGUAUAUUAUAUUAAAUUUGAGUUAAAAUCUCGUGAAAUUCUGGGGAAUCAUCCUUGAAAACUAUGCGUAUAAUAUAUGUAAUGUUAUUUUUAUUAGAAAUCCUUUCGAAAGCUAAAAAUAUGAAUGAUUUUGAACUAAGCUUGUAUAUUUAUAUGUUUAUGUUUUUAACAAAUAUAUCAAGCUGGGUUGAAUGCUCAUUUAGUUACAAAUCAAAACAUAGACUUAGACCUUCUAGAAUAUUUGAUAUUUUGCUGAAAGCAAGAAUAGUCUGGGGUUUCUUAAGUUUAUUUUACAACAGAAUUUCUAAAUUUUAAGUUGAUGUCUCCCAUUGGAAUUUAAUAUGGCAUCCUAUCAGCCCAAGAAUGCAUUCUCUUAAGCUAUUAACCAAUCAAAUUGGGGAUUAAGAUUUUAUGAUUACACUUGGAAUAACAAACAUUUGGUUAGAUCAGAUUACAAACUGGACAAGUCAUAAAACCUAGACACAGUAUUACUGUUUGUUAAUUAAUGUACUAUAUGUUUUUAGCAAAUCUAUGAAAAAAUGUAGUUUUAUAUAAAUUUCUUUCAAAAAGAAAGUUCAUAUUAUUUUAUGGAAAAAUUUGAAGUAUGGGGAAAAUAGAUUGAAUGGUUUUUGUUUAGCUACAAAGGUCGAUGAUUUGAUAUUAUGAUUGCCCAAUUUCAUGCUAGCUAAUGCAU
Dendronephthya gigantea is the source of this 1922-nucleotide messenger RNA. RefSeq lists its product as uncharacterized. The record is from RefSeq and is a predicted model, not a curated record. NCBI's taxonomy places the organism in Eukaryota, Metazoa, Cnidaria, Anthozoa, Malacalcyonacea, Nephtheidae. The transcript has a single exon. Bases 293 to 964 code for a protein of 223 amino acids.